AUGCGAGCUUCGGCAGAGGUAUCCGGAGCAGUUGAAAGUACAACAAUCACUCGUGAUGAUGUGCGACAACUUGAAUUACAUGAUGAGUGUACAGCAUCUAAAGCCGAGAUUAGUGUUGACGAAUUUGGUUGGGAUGGCGUGUACUGCUUUAAGCUGAGACUUGAUUUGACCACGACGGCGGAAGUUGUCGGGGCGGAGACAACUUGA
This is a messenger RNA of Didymodactylos carnosus, 207 nucleotides long. NCBI's taxonomy places the organism in Eukaryota, Metazoa, Rotifera, Eurotatoria, Philodinida, Philodinidae. The record is from the annotation of a GenBank genome assembly.